Molecule: messenger RNA, 1272 nt
Organism: Eptesicus fuscus (big brown bat)
Lineage: Eukaryota; Metazoa; Chordata; Mammalia; Chiroptera; Vespertilionidae
Gene: OMD
Product: osteomodulin
Exons: 2
Coding region: 4-1272 (422 amino acids)
Molecular function (GO): protein binding
Source: RefSeq, a predicted model, not a curated record
ACUAUGGGCUUUUUAAGUCCAGUGUGUUUCCUUUUCUUCUUUCUUGGAGGCAAAGUAUAUUGUCAAUAUGAAAGUUAUCAAUGGGAUGAAGAUUAUGACCAAGAGACAGAUGAUGUUUACCAACCAGAAUUCCAUUUUCAUCAAAAUGUGGACUAUCGAGUGCCUUUUCAUCCGCAUGCUUUAGGCUGUGCCAGUGAAUGCUUCUGUCCACCUAACUUUCCAUUAUCCAUGUACUGUGAUCAUCGCAAACUCCAACGUAUCCCAAAUAUUCCAGCACACAUUCAGCAAGUCUAUCUGCAGUUCAAUGAAAUUGAGGCUGUGACUGCAGACUCAUUUAUCAAUGCAACUCAUCUUAAAGAAAUCAAUCUCAGCCACAACAAAAUUAAAUCUCAAAAGAUUGAUCACGGAGUGUUUGCUAAAUUGUCAAAUCUACUACAACUUCAACUACAGCAUAACAACUUAGAAGAAUUUCCAUUUCCUCUUCCUAAAUCUUUGGAAAGACUUCUUCUUGGUUACAAUAUGAUCUCCAGACUGCAGACAAAUGCCGUGAAUGGACUAGUAAACUUGACCAUGCUUGAUCUCUGUUAUAAUCAUCUUGAUGAUUCUAUGUUACAAGAAAAACACCUAGCCAAAAUGGAAAAAUUAAUGCAGCUCAACCUAUGUCAUAAUAGAUUAGAAUCAAUGCCUCCUGGUUUGCCUUCUUCACUUAUGUAUCUGUCUUUAGAAAAUAAUUCAAUUUCUUCUAUACCAGAAGGUUACUUCAAUGAACUUCCAAAACUUCAUGCUCUAAGAAUGUCCCACAACAAACUACAAGACAUCCCAUAUAAUAUUUUUAAUCUUUCCAACCUUAUAGAGCUCAAUGUUGGACACAACAAACUGAAGCAAGCAUUCUAUAUUCCAAGAAAUUUAGAACACCUAUACCUAGAAAAUAAUGAAAUUGAAAAUAUCAAUGUUACAGUGAUGUGUCCGUCUGUUGACCCACUAUAUUACCACCGUUUAACAUACAUUCGUGUGGACCAAAACAAGUUAAAAGAGCCAAUAAGCUCAUACAUUUCCCUCUGCUUCCCUCAUAUACAUAGUAUUUACUAUGGUGAACAAAGAAGCACUAAUGGUCAAACAAUACAACUGAAGACCCAAGUUUUAGGGAGAUUUCAAGAUGACCCUGAUAGUGAAGAACACGAUGAUCACCAAGAAGACUCAGAACAAGAAGGAACAGAAGAAAAUGUUGACCCUCACUAUUAUGGAAGUCAAGAAUGGCAAGAAACUAUAUAG